Juglans regia (Persian walnut) is the source of this 1451-nucleotide messenger RNA. Its product is annotated as GDSL esterase/lipase At4g10955-like. NCBI's taxonomy places the organism in Eukaryota, Viridiplantae, Streptophyta, Magnoliopsida, Fagales, Juglandaceae. The record is from RefSeq and is a predicted model, not a curated record. The coding region runs from base 44 to 1207 and encodes 387 amino acids. Gene Ontology annotation, biological process: lipid metabolic process. The transcript is spliced from 3 exons.
AUGCAGCAUAUUAACAGCAUAGCACAUAUUUUACACCUACUCUAUGGAAUUCCCUUCUUGUCUUGUUCGUGCAAGUGAACAUGUUCGUGGGCUUUGGAAAAAGAUAUUGGACGAGAUCCAGAAAGAUAAGUUCGAUAAUACAGGGCCUAAACAUCUCAAAGCUGAUACUGUUGACUGGAAAAAUGCAGAUCACAGGAGAUCUGUCACUGCCAGCUUGGUUCAAGGAGUAUAUGUCCUAGAAAAUGAUCGCCAUAGGACUCUCCGCAAAAAACCCACAUACUUAUAUGCUGAACCCUGGUGGCAAUCCUUCAAUUUCCAAUUACAUCAAUCUCUAAAAGAUAAUGAGGGGUCCAUAUUCGGUGCCGUUUACAAAUACAUUAAUGUCAAAUGCUCAGCCUCAGAUGAUUCAAACGUCCCAAGAUAUGUUAUUGCCUUUCGGGGCACAUUAAUCCUAAGGCUAAGGGACCUCAAGUUAAACCUGAAAUUCUUCGUUAACGAACUUCAAGAGUCCCAUCGCUCUCAACUUGCAAUGCGGUGUGUUGAAAACUUUGUUGAUUCGAAUGGAAGUUCAAAUGUAUGGUUGGCUGGACACUCACUGGGGUCAGCUAUAGCAUUAAUCGUUGGAAGGAACAUGAUGUUAAAGAAGAAUUGUUGUCUUGAAGCCUAUCUUUUUAAUCCACCAUACGCAUCUCUCCACAUAGAGAAUUUAUGUACUAGUAUGGACGAAGACAUGAAGCACCUGGUCCGCAUUGUACGCGGUAUAUUCAAGAUAGGCCUCGCCAUUGCUGUAGAAGCUCGAAUUAAUCCUCAAAUGCAGGAGCAGAAGGCUGACACUUUUUGUUUGUUAUCAGGCUGGACUCCUCACCUGUUUGUGAACCCGGGUGAUUUUAUUUGCUCAGAAUAUAUUGCAUACUUCAAAGAUCACAAGCUGGAAACAGCUCCAGAAAUGAGGACGCUCUCAGGAAUGAGCUGUACUACGAUAAAUCUAGUCAAACAUUUAACAAUGGGGGAAAAUUUAAAAGAUGCAAUGCAAUUCCUUCCUUCUGCAGAUCAAAUUCUCAAUAAAUCUCGCCCACACGAAAAAUUACCUGCUGCUAAUUAUUUCAUGAAUUUCCUUGACGCUCAUGGACUUUGCCAGUGGUGGGAUCGUGAAGUUCGCUGCCAAUCAACUCGAUAUGUGUAUCCUACCACAAAGGAUCCCCAGUAAUGGGGAUGAUGGAGUUCUUAAUCAAACAUGUUGCAUGCCCCAGCGUAGAUCUUUUGUAAUCCUGUACUGUAUUGAAUAAAGCGGUCAAGUGUGUACAGUUAAUGGACCCAAAAUAAGUGGCGAGUGUGUUUGGCCCAAGUGUGUACCAAUGAAUAAUAAUAUUGAUAGAGCUCUCUGAUCUUUGUUCACAUGAGUUGGUUCUAAAGAUAUUUGCCUGAAUAAAAAGAAGAUUGUUGAAUUUUAA